GCACUCGUUUCUCUUUCCUUCACAGUUUCAUCAUUACACCCUCCACGUUAUAUGAAGCUUUGGGAGAGCUUUGCAGUUAUGGAAAGUACCAAUCCAGAAGGGGUCUUGGAGAUCUCCGAAAAGGGUUAAUGGUAGCUAAUGCUCUCUUUCUUUCUUUCCUCAUUUGGGCUGUUAAUGUUUUUGAGAAACGAAUCCCGUCGUCGUCCUUCAGUUCAGUUGGGGUUCUUCUCUUCCAUUACCUGCAGUUUCUUCUUUGUGGCGUUUCAGUUCAUUGUGCUCUUCAUUUGCGUUUUCUGGGGGGGUGGUUUUCUUUUGAAAGUUCUGACAUUUCAGUUUCUCUUUUGUUUGCUCUCAGAAUAACAAUGGUGGGUUGUAUUGGGAUUUUCGUCUGAUGGACAGUUUUCACCUGAAGUUUUGUUAAUUCAUUAAUGGAGUUCAGCUUCCAAGAGGGAGGGUUUGCUACACUGGACAGAACACUUGGAAUGGAUUCCAUCGUUCUUAGAGGAGGGGACUGUAGGCCAAUGCUAGGAGCCAUGGGUCAGGACCCGUUCAUCGAUGAUGAUGAUGGAGCUCCACAGAUUCUGUUACGAACACCAAGAAGGAACCAGAAAUGCAAUCAGGCAGAUGUAGAAAUCAAUUGUAAUGUUUUUCACGCUCAAAUUGGAGAAAGACGAGCCAUGAUGGGGAUAAUGUUCAAGGUUAUCAUGUUCCAUACACGUUCCAUUAGGCCAAAUGUCCUAAUUUUUAGUAAAGAACAGGCUGAGGCGCUUUGGAACUCCAAACCUGAGUGUCCUAAGAACUUCAAGGUUCUGGUUUCAGAAAUGGAGUAUGCUGCUCCAACUGGUUCACUUGUUCUAGAGGAGAAAGAAUGCCUUCCUUGGGAAGCAUCUGAUGUGGUUGAUCCAUUAACGGGGAAGAACGCUAGACUGUUGAAGGAUUUGAAAGACAAGGUUGAAGACCAUGAAUCCAUUAUUUUAAAGAAGCAAUCUGUGCCUCCUGCCUUGUCUAGCAAGCCAUCUAGUGAUGCGAAGUCAGAGGAACCAUGUUUAGAAACUAGUAGUAUUGAACAUGGAGGUGGGAUGUGUGUUUCUUCUAUCAAAAGCCCUGCUCUGUCGAAGAAUAUAUGUUCUCCAAGAAUCUCUCAAACUCCAGUUUCUAUGAGGUAUCCUAAUGCAUCAGCAUACUUGGGCCUUGGCAUUACAGCAUUGUUACACGAUCAUGCUUCAUCUACUGCAACUGAUGAAUCUGUGCAUUUAAGUCCAGCAGCCAUAGCUGUUUCCUCUCACGUUAGAAAUGUCAGGAAACCUGUUCACCUCAGUGCCACAUUUGAUGUGAAGCUACUACCUCAACCUUCAUCCCAAUCUCAUCAUGACUCUACAAACAAUGGAACUUCUUCCGAAGCUAAGAAAUCACCAAUUCCUCCUCCACCACCUUUACCUCAGUUACCCUUGGCUAGAAAUUCACCUGUCAGAACAGUCAAAGCAAAGCCAACCAACAAAGCUGCAACAUGCAAUGAUCCACCUCUUCCUCCUCCUUUACCACCUUUGCUUGCUAAGCAGGUAAAGUCACCACCAUCUAAACGACAGCCAGAUCCUCCCUCUCCUCCACCUCCUCCACCAUCUACUUUACCAAAAGUAACCCUACCACCACCACCUGUUCCUCCUGCAAAAGGAAUACUUACAAACAGGAAUGUGCCUCCAGUUCCUGGGCCACCACGAGCAGGGUUGAUGCCACGGUCAAGAAUUCAAGCUCAACCGAGAAGGUCCAGCCUGAAACCAUAUCAUUGGCUGAAAUUGACUAGAGCAACUCAGGGGAGCAUAUGGGCUGAGGCUCAGAAGUACCCUAAUGACACUUCCUUGGCUCCUGAAUUUGAUAUAUCAGAACUUGAGAGCCUGUUUUCAGCAGCUGCUACUCCAAGUUCUGAGAUGAAAGGCAUUGGAGCCAAAUCAAAGCGUCGUGUACGGAAAUCUGAGAAAGUUCAACUGAUUGAGCUUAGACGUGCAUACAACUGUGAAAUCAUGCUGACAAAAGUUAAGAUUCCUCUCCAUGAUCUGAUGAGUUCAAUUCUUGCGUUGGAUGAUUCAGUAUUGGAUGUUGAUCAAGUUGAUAGCCUUGUUAAGUUUUGUCCAACUAAAGAAGAAAUGGAAUUGCUCAAGGGCUAUAAAGGGGACAAGGAAAGCUUGGGGAAAUGUGAAAUGUUCUUCUUGGAACUAAUGAAAGUGCCACGGGUAGAGUCCAAGUUAAGGGUGUUUUCAUUCAAGAUGCAGUUCUCCCAACAGGUUUCUGACCUAAAGAGAAACUUGAAUGUUGUUAAUUCAGCAGCCGAAGAGAUAAGAAGUUCAGUGAAGUUAAAAAGGAUCAUGCAAUCUGUUCUCUCCCUUGGAAAUGCCGUGAACCAGGGAACUGCAAGGGGUUCCGCUGUUGGCUUUCGGUUAGACAGUCUCCUCAAACUCACGGAUACUCGAUCCAGGGACAACAAGAUGACCCUCAUGCACUAUCUUUGUAAGACAUUUGCAGCGAAGAUGCCAGAACUCCUGGACUUCUCCAAAGACCUCGUGAGCUUGCAGACUGCAACAAAAAUACAACUGAAAUAUUUAGCCGAGGAGAUGCAAGCCAUUAGCAAAGGUCUGGAGAAAGUUCUACAAGAGUUGGCAGCCUCAGAGAAGAAUGAUGGUGAAGUGUCAGAAUACUUCUGUAAGGUCAUGAGGGCAUUCCUGAGCUACGCAGAAAGAGAAGUGAAGUCCUUGGGCUCACUCUAUUCCAGUGUCGGUAGAAAUGUAGAUGCAUUGGCUGUAUAUUUCGGCGAAGAUCCAGCCCGCUGCCCUUUUGAGCAAGUCGUCUCUACUCUGAUGAAUUUCGAGAAGAUGUUUGCUCGAGCACACCAGGAAAACAUCAAGCGAGUUGAACUCGAGAGGCGAAAGGCAGAGAAGGAAGCUGAAAAGCAAAGGAGUAACACCAUCAAUGGUGAUUCCAGAAGGGAGCCUGCUGUAGAUUUCUUGCAUUCUAUUAGGAGUAUGUAUAUAAGAUGAAUAGACAAAUCCUUUACAAGAAUAUAAUGGACUUUUCCACCUAGAUCGUUCAGAAGCUACUAAUCCUGGUCCAACAAGGACUGAGGAGCUAUGCUAUUGUGAAAACUGAAAAGUAAAACCACAUGUUGUAA
Messenger RNA from Linum trigynum, 3160 nucleotides. The record is from the annotation of a GenBank genome assembly. Lineage: Eukaryota; Viridiplantae; Streptophyta; Magnoliopsida; Malpighiales; Linaceae.